Periophthalmus magnuspinnatus is the source of this 4064-nucleotide messenger RNA. RefSeq names its product methylmalonyl CoA mutase (gene mmut). NCBI's taxonomy places the organism in Eukaryota, Metazoa, Chordata, Actinopteri, Gobiiformes, Gobiidae. Gene Ontology annotation, cellular component: mitochondrion. Gene Ontology annotation, molecular function: metal ion binding; cobalamin binding; methylmalonyl-CoA mutase activity. The coding region runs from base 118 to 2373 and encodes 751 amino acids. The transcript has 13 exons. The record is from RefSeq and is a predicted model, not a curated record.
GAUUGGAUAAAACGCAAUGUUGUGAAACGUCAUUGGCUAAACUUCCACACGCCUUCUGCAAACCCGAAACAGCUCACCACAAGGUGAUCCAUGCUCGUCUGAAGGCCCGCAGUCAGCAUGUUGUCCGCACACAGAGCCAUGGCCGUGCGGCGUCUGUUCAAAGCCUCUGUCCUCACUUCCAGCUGUCCCUGCUCCCCGCUUCACACCAGCUUCAGAUGUCCAGAUCAAUCCCAAAUCCACCCGGAAUGGGCCAGCCUGGCAAAGAAACAACUCAAAGGGAAAAAUCCAGAAGAUCUUAUAUGGCACACGCCUGAGGGACUAAAUAUCAAACCUGUGUACACUAAAGCAGACUCGGCUUCCAGCGCAGAUGAACUCCCGGGAGUGUUUCCUUACACUAGAGGGCCCUAUCCCACCAUGUACACAUACAGACCGUGGACCAUCAGGCAGUACGCAGGCUUCAGCACAGUGGAGGAGAGCAACAAGUUUUAUAAGGACAACAUCAAAGCUGGUCAGCAGGGUUUAUCAGUGGCCUUCGACCUCCCGACACAUCGCGGCUACGACUCGGACAACCCCAGAGUCCACGGUGACGUCGGCAUGGCGGGCGUUGCCAUAGAUACAGUGGAGGACAUGAAGAUGCUGUUUGACGGCAUUCCUCUCGAGAAAAUGUCCGUUUCGAUGACGAUGAACGGAGCAGUGAUCCCAGUCCUGGCCAUGUUUAUCGUGACGGGAGAGGAGCAGGGAGUGCCCAAGGCUAAGCUAACGGGCACCAUCCAGAACGACAUUUUAAAAGAGUUUAUGGUCCGAAACACAUACAUUUUUCCACCAGAGCCCUCCAUGCACGCCAUAGCGGAUAUAUUUGCCUAUACAUCGAAGCACAUGCCAAAGUUUAACUCCAUUUCCAUCAGCGGUUACCAUCUCCAGGAGGCUGGGGCUGACGCGAUCCUGGAAGUAGCCUACACCAUCGCUAAUGGUCUGGAAUACUGCCGCACCGGGCUGAAAGCGGGCUUGACCAUCGACGAAUUCGCUCCCAGGUUGUCCUUUUUCUGGGGCAUCGGGAUGAACUUUUACAUGGAGAUCGCUAAACUGAGAGCCGGACGCAGACUCUGGGCCACUCUCAUCAAGGAGAACUUUCAACCUAAAAACGCCAAGUCCCUCCUCCUCCGCACGCACUGCCAGACAUCGGGCUGGUCUCUCACUGAACAGGACCCUUAUAACAACGUGAUCCGCACCGUGAUCGAAGCCAUGGCCGCCGUCUUCGGGGGCACUCAGUCCCUCCACACCAACUCCUUUGACGAGGCUUUGGGAUUACCGACAGUAAAGAGCGCCCGCAUCGCCCGAAACACUCAGAUCAUUAUCCAAGAGGAGUCUGGGAUUCCUAAAGUGGCAGAUCCCUGGGGCGGGUCGCACAUGAUGGAGGCUCUAACUAAUGAUGUCUACAACACUGCCCUCAAGUUCAUUAAAGACAUUGAGGACAUGGGUGGUAUGGCCAGAGCUGUGGCAGAGGGCAUCCCCAAACUGCGCAUUGAAGAGUGUGCCGCCCGCAGACAGGCACGCAUAGACUCAGGCUCGGAGGUCAUCGUCGGCGUGAACAAGUACCGCCUGGAGAAGGAGGAGACUGUGGAUGUGCUGGCCAUUGAUAAUACAAUAGUACGACAGAAACAGAUUGAAAAGUUGAAAAAGGUUCGUGAGAGCAGAGACCCGGAGCUCGCUCAGAGAUGCCUGGCUGCUAUCGAGGAGUGCGCCCGGACCAGACAGGGGAACCUUUUGGAGCUGGCUGUGGAAGCUGCUCGGGCCAGAUGCUCUGUGGGCGAAAUCACUGAUGCCAUGAAGAAAGUGUUUGGUGAGCACAAAGCCAGCACUCGGAUGGUAAGUGGAGCCUAUCGCAGCGAGUUUGGGGAACACGACGAGAUCACCUUCGCAAACAACAGAGUUGCAGAAUUUAAGAAGCUUGAAGGUCGUAACCCUAGACUCCUUGUGGCUAAAAUGGGACAGGAUGGACACGACAGAGGGGCCAAAGUCAUCGCUACAGGGUUUGCAGACCUGGGCUUCGAUGUGGACAUUGGACCUCUGUUUCAGACCCCGGUGGAGGUGGCUCAGCAGGCGGUGGAUGCUGACGUUCACUGUGUGGGGGUGAGCACUCUCGCAGCUGGACACAAAACUCUGGUUCCUGAACUCGUCAAAGAACUGCGUAAACUCAACCGGCCUGACAUCCUGGUCAUCUGCGGAGGCGUCAUCCCACCUCAGGACUAUGAGUUCCUGUAUGAGAGUGGAGUAUGUGCCAUCUUCGGUCCCGGCACGAGGAUCCCGCAGGCGGCUGUCGAGGUGUUAGACAACAUCGAGAAGAGUCUUGAGACGAUCAGACAAGCCAUGUGAACACAAGGGCGCUUCAUGCUGUGAGACGGAGGCUUCAGAUCUGUCAAGAUACGCUUCACUGUACGGAAAUAGACUCUGUGAUAAACAAACACAACUUAUUAUAAUAGGAUGUAUGUAAUUAUUCUCAAUUGCGCUUUUCUAUUUCGGUGACACUUUGCUUUAGGGGCUGCAUUUUAAUGGCUAAUUAGUGGUAUUCUGCAGGCUGAUGGUGCGUUCACACUGGUCCUUGUUUGGACUUGGCUUGGGCACGGUUAAAGUCCUAAUGUAGAUUUGAUCUGGUGCUGUUGUAGUCCUGGUUCAGUGCUGGUUUAGUCUUGGUUUAUUCCUGGUUUACUCCUGGUUUAGUCCUCGUUUAGUCUUUGUUUAGUCCUCGUUUAAUCUUAGUUUAGUCCUGGUUUAGUCCUGGUUUAGCCCUGGUUUAGUCCUGGUUUAGUCUUGGUUUAGUCCUGGUUUAGUCUUGGUUUAAUCUUGGUUUAGUCCUGGUUUAGUCCUGCUUUACUCCUGCUUUAGUUCUGCUUUAGUCCUGCUUAAUCCUGGUUUUCUCCUGGUUUAGUUCUGGUUUAGUCCUGGUUUAGUCUUGGUUUAAUCUUGGUUUACUCCUGGUUUAGUCCUGGUUUAGUCCUGGUUUAAUCUUGGUUUAAUCUUGGUUUAGUCCUGGUUUAGUCCUGGUUUACUCCCGAUUUAGCCCUGGUUUAGCCCUGGUUUAGUCCCGGUUUACUCCUGGAUUACUCCUGGUUUAGUCUUGGUUUAGUCUUGGUUUAGUUCCGUGUUUCUUUCCACUCUAGUUUGAUCUGGUGACUGCGCUAAUGUGAAAACGCAUAUGUAGUUAGAUUUGUUAGUGUCUGUAGAGCACUGAUUAAUAUUUUGGACCAUAUAUGAACAUAUUUAUUUAUUAUAUGGACUGAAUUUAAAAUAUUAUUGUAAUAUUCAAUAAUCAGUUUUAAAUAGCAAUUUUCCACCUUUAGUGUCAGUCAAAGCACUUUACAUCAAGAAACCACUCACACAUUCAUACACACGUUCAAACACCAGUGCACACAGACACUGGGGAUGAGGUGGGUUUAGUGUCUUGCCCAAGGACACAACAACAGCAUUCAUCUGUGGGAGCUGGAAUCGCACUGGUAACCUGUGGAUCAGUGGAUCUGACCGCUCUGCCAAUGACGUACUUGCCUAAUACCUGAAUAACGACUAACAUAGCACUUAGUUAGCGAUUAAUAUAUAGCCCUAAAAUAAAGUGUUACCUUUUUUUGUAAAGUACUGGCCCAGUUUGACAAAGCUCUUACUGAAUGUCUGCGAAACUGUAACUUUCCAAAUAAUCUGGCAUUAAAUUGAAACAGGAAGGAGUUACGUUGUACCUGAUGUCUAUGAUGUGAUUGUUUUUAGCCUAAAAACGUAUCGAAAACUUACGAUUCAGCUACAUGUCUCAGAAACUCAAACACUUCAGAAAAACAUUUUAAACUCACUGCCGCAGCAAGGUUUCAAACUCUGAUCAUUUUUUUUUCUUUUUUAUGAUAAUUUGUAAGUAAAAUUAAGUUUAUAGUUCGAGCUUUUGCAAAAAAAAAAACAACUUGAUUUUGAGAUUGGCACGUUAUACAUUUUGGAACUGCAGAUUGAAGUCGCCUUUUCUUUGAGAUCUGCUGUGUAGUUUUUCGGUGAUUAUAAUAAAAUAAAACAAUAAAAUAAAUUUAACGCUU